Molecule: messenger RNA, 1206 nt
Organism: Exophiala aquamarina CBS 119918
Lineage: Eukaryota; Fungi; Ascomycota; Eurotiomycetes; Chaetothyriales; Herpotrichiellaceae
Exons: 3
Coding region: 1-1206 (401 amino acids)
Source: RefSeq, a predicted model, not a curated record
AUGGCAGGCAAAUGUCCUGAUUGUCCAGCGGAGAGCCUUGGGUCGGCGGGACGAGGGCACAAUCUCGUUGUAACCUCUGUGGUGGCCCCCAUUCUCGCCACAUUCCUGGUCUCUAACCGCCUUUACUGGCGUUUCCGCAUGUUGGGACGCUUUGGCCUCGAUGACCUUGCAACUGUUCUAGCUACAGCAUUCCUUAUUGCUCAAUGCACUGCGUCUAUCGCAGCCGUCAACUUUGGAUAUAGCAGCCCUCUUGAUGUUUUGGAACGUCAGCAAGCUUCUCAAGCAUUGAACUGCUUUUUCCUGGUUCAAAUCUUUUACAAACUCACCAUCAACUGUACCAAGCUAUCCGUCCUCUUCUUAUACCUUCGCAUAUUUGUCGAUCGUCCUUGGUUUGUACGCACAUGCUGGGUCUUGAUCCCUUUCGUGCUUUGCGCCUGUAUCUGCUUUACCAUAGCAACUCUGAUGCAGUGCAGCCCGAUGUCGAGCGCCUGGCAUCCUUGGAAUGCCGAGAGAAUCUGUGUGAAUAUUUAUGGUUUGUGGUACAGCAACGCAAUCUACAACAUUUUUACGGAUUUCAUCAUUGUUUUGAUGGUACUCCCAGUUAUCUUCACACUAAAACUACCGAUUCGUCAGAAGAUAGCCCUGACCGGAGUCUUCGGCCUUGGGGGCAUUGUCUGCGCCGCAUCAAUCUCACGUCUGACGACUCUCUACGCCUCAGCAUAUGGUACCGAUGUCACAGCAGGCUCUCUGGUGUCGACCAUAUGGACAACAGUAGAAGCUGGUCUCGGGGUCAUUUGCGCCAACCUACCAAUGUUAAGAACACCAAUCCAGCAUAUCUUCCCACGGCUUUUCCCUUCAAGAUCAGGAACGAAUCAAAUAUCAAACAGAAGCAUAUCCUUGCCAUGCAGAUCAAGCCACAGUACCACAAUGGUCUCUCCGUUAGCUGGCCCCCAGGCUGCAUCCUAUAUUGCAAGUUAUGGAGAUGCAGUCCGCUCAGUACAAGUCUCGUUGGACAGUUCCAAUACGUUCAACGAUAUCUCUUAUCCGCGAGAUGAAUGCUACUGGCGACCAUGUCUUGAUUCCUUGCCUGAAAACAGUGAUCUCGAACUGCGGGCAGUGCCUAGCCCUCAACCAAACGAAGAGCCUUUGGAUCACAUAUCGGAAGCCGAGCAGGACUGGUAUCAGUGUCGGCAAGUAGCAUGGUAA